Molecule: messenger RNA, 2632 nt
Organism: Medicago truncatula (barrel medic)
Lineage: Eukaryota; Viridiplantae; Streptophyta; Magnoliopsida; Fabales; Fabaceae
Exons: 6
Coding region: 1020-1526 (168 amino acids)
Source: RefSeq, a predicted model, not a curated record
UCCAAAGUCUCGAUAAGGGUUUUUACUCAUUUUUUCCCUUCCCAAGAAUAAAAAUCGAGAGUUCAAAGAUUGACGAUUCAAAUCAAUUAAUGGUUUGACAUCCGAAAAUCGCGAGCACAGGUUUGGUGGGUAUUUACCUCUUGCUGAUUGAAAGAGAUGAGAUUGAGAAGAAGGGAUGCACAGGCUAUCAAAAGAGCAAAACCUAUGAUUCCAGGUCCCCUUCCUAAAGAACAAAUAUUAGAACACAAGAAGAAAAUUGGCCUUUGGGGAAUAACACUACCUUCAGCAAAUGCAACCGUUGUUGGAAAAGUAUUUUUGAUUCUAACAAAACACGCUAAUGGUCUCCCCGGAUUAAAUGAUAACCCCGAGACAAUUCAAAAAGGGAAAGUUUUUUGGUCACCUGUGAAGCCGGUACAUUUUGGUCUGAAGCUAAGUUCAAAAUCUUUGUUGGGCAUUUCAGGAUUACAUUUGGAAUAAUCCUAGGUAUUUUAGGAAGAAUGGCCUUUCUGGUGUGACGGAUGCUUCUUUUGAAAUAUCCUUCAAUCUUUACCUUAUGUAAUUUCGGCAAGAAUGGCCCUUCUGAAGAGGAAGUGGAAAGUGCUUCAUUCAAGAUGUGCUUUAUUGGACAUGGAUUUAGCAAUGAGAGUCUUGCUGCAAAUGGAAACUCAAAACCUGACAUAGUAGUUAUAACGAGAAUAAUCAGAAGAAAAAGGGUUAUGUAACGAAUCUGGUUAGUAUGAUUCCGUGUGCUCUUGUACUUCUUCGCGAAAGAAACAAUUUAUCAAAGGGGGGAGUAUCUUGUACUCAAUGUAUUGUAUUUAGCCCAACUGUUCUGCAACAAAGACUUCAACAAAAUGGAAUAUCUUUAGAUAUCAACUCGAAAAUCAUGCUAUCAUCUUGACUGGUGCAGCUCAUUAUUUGGUCCACCUCUAAAGAAUCCGAACAGAAUCUCCGCGAUCAGAACACUUCACUCCUCAAAAAACUAAAGGAAAAAGACAAACUCAUCGAACAAUCUAAGAAUGAAGCUGAAGAACGAGCGAGGGAGGAUUGUUUGCGAGCUGAAGAGUUGGAAUGUGAUUUGGUUAUUCAUCAGAUGGAGUCGAAGAAAUCUCAGCAAGAGAACGCACAAGCGACCAAAAGAGCAAAGCCUGUGCUUAAAACAAUCAACUCGGAGAGUAUUGUCUCUUGUUGCUGAAUUGAUGUCUCUAGAAGAGGACACAGAGCAUCUAAGGGUUAACCUCGACAGAGCUGAAGAGGAGGGUAAACUACUAUCUGUUGAAAAUGGCAUAUUGGAAAAGGAGAACAGAAGGUUAGUGAUGAAAUACAAGGAAAGGAGUCAUACAGAAUCUGGUGGAAAGCUUACCAAUAGUUCAUCUGCGAAGUCAAACAAGAGAAAGUCCAGUUCCAAGACAAGUAGCUCGAUGGCGAAGAAGGUUGAUUUUGAUGAUUUGGAUUCAGUAUCACCUAGACAAGCUUUGUCACCCUUGCAAAGUAACUCUGUACAUGUGGUCACCACCAUUGUCUAGAUUCAUCUUCCUCUAACCAGACAACUGUUUUGAUGAUCUUUCAAAGUGAUCUAUAUGUAGUUUGGCACGGUUACUAUAUUUUUCAUUUGCUGAAGUUGGUUUUGAUUCUUAAAACCAUGAAAAAACAGUGGGUGUUAUGUGCCUGAAAAACCUCGACAUAGUUAUGCAGUACCUGAAAAAUCUUUACUAGUAAAGAUUAAUUUUUCAAAAGAAAUUGAGGAAUCCAUUUCCAUUUAGGAGUGUAUAAUAAAAUACAAAAAAGGUACUUAAGAAACUGAUUGACAUUAAAUGAACAUUUAUACACCAAAUUUAUUAGGGGUCUUCACCGGUCCGGGUGACCCGUUUAACCUUGUAACUCAACCCGAACCAAACUACAUUUACCCAAACUUUGAGUCUAACUCGAGCCAAUCCAUUCAAAUUUGUAGUACUUUGAUUCGGGCAACAGACUAAUGAUUUUAAAUUCGUGAACCCGCGAACCUAUCCCGUUCAAAAAGUUCAAAAAGUUGUUAGAUUUUUUGCUUUCUAUAAUAUAGUUCAAGACCUUUAUACCUUGAUGCUGAUGAGGAUAUUAUAGUUCUAUGUUUUGUCCCUGUGUUAUGAAAUUUGAUGUGCUAGAAAUAAGAAAUAUUUUGAGGGGACUGAUGUUGAUGUGACUGCCAUUGUUCAAAAAGCACAAAGAUCUAUUGUGAAUUUUAAGAGUGCGAAUACAGUGUUGUUGGAGGCACUAAGUGGAGGUCCAAUUUUGCGGGUAUCUGAUGUUCAUUGUACACCUCCUUUUAGUGGCUUCUAUAAGCUUAAUGUUGAUGCAGCAGGUCCGAUAGAAGAGGGUAAGUGGGGUAUUGGUGUUGUGGUAAGAGAUAAUGAAGGUGUUGUCGUAGCUGCUAGCUGCUGGAAAGUCUUUUCUUGACUAGACUCAGAGGUUGCAGAAGCUUUAGUUAUGCGGAAGGGUUUGGAGUUUGUGAAAGACAUGUGUUUUAUGAAUCUUAUAGCAGAAUCAGAUGCUUCUAAUGUGGUCUUGGCGUUGAAUACUCAUCAACAAUCUUAGCUAAACAUGCUCUUCAUAAUUUAGAUUGCAUAUGGAUUGAAGAGACUCUACCUUGUAUUUA